AUUCACAGAUACUGAGAUAGGUACAGAAGAAUUUUAAGCGUUAGAUACAUUAUGUAUGCUUCAACAAGAUUAUUGGAAUCCAAAAUGCAGUCCAGUAAAGUUACUUCCUCCCAUAUUCACUGGCCCGACAUUGGAUUUACAACGAAUGCUAAUCAGACAGAAGCCACGUUCUAUAAUGCUUUACAUUCUGAAUAUAAAAGGCUUAAUCCUAAAAGGCGAAGGAAGGCAAGGGAGAGAGCUCGCUUAGAGAAACUGAAGCACUACACAGGUUAUUCCUCUAGUUUCGUCAGUGCAGGACGGACUUCCGAUGGUGUAUAUAGGUUCUAUGAGCAUCAGACUGAGAUGCCUGUGGAUGAAGUAGAAAGCAACAGCUCAGUUAUCACUAGUAACCAAGAAGUGGAAAAUAAUCCUAAUCCGGGUGGAAAUCAACUGGCAGUCUCAGACUGGCCAACAGUAUCAGAUGAGGUUCAAGAAAAUGCAGGGGUUAGCGGCACUGUCGAAGAAAAAAAGGACCCCAUACCUGAGGAUGACAGACACAUGGCAGCUGUGAUUGUGCGUCUACUUGUGGACAAUAACUAUAGGCUGGAUGUAGAGGACUUGCAGGAAAGAGUCAACAUGGAACCAGUUCCCCAUGGUUUCAAUGACCCUGAAGCCUUGAUUGAGUUCCUUCAACGUUUUGACGAUGUAUUUUAUUUAAGCAAAUCGGAGACCUCGGUGGUGUCGGUAGAAGUCGGGCUGCUGGUGAAUCUAGAAAUCUGUUUUCCUCACACAGGGGGAAACUGUAAAGGAGACUGCAAUGAACUCCACCUCUGCAAGUUUUAUGUUUUAAAUACCUGCGAAAUUUGGAAUUGUAAAUUCGGCCACGAUUACGACACCCCUCACAAUCAGAAAGUACUGGAGUCCCACUUCAUGCAGUAUUUGUAUCCAGAACAGGUGAACUCCUUGCUUAGAGCCUUGAUCAACAGGAAAGGAGUGACUGUACCAUUAAUAUGCCGAUAUUACAAUAGUAGUCUAGGAUGUCGUAGCACCGAGACCUGCCCUUACCUGCACGUUUGCGUCUACAUUGCCGAGACAUGCAAAUUCUAUCCGUUUUGUAAAUAUUCCCACAACUUGUUAGAUCCGCAGCCUAGACGCUUGUUAUGGAAAUACGGCAUCAAUAUGAAUUACGUCAAGAAAGAAGAUGUCUUUAAAGUCCUUCUGAAAUCACCUGUUACAGAAAUUUCUCCUCCAUUUGCAGAGAACAAGAAAACGAAUAAAGAAGUUACGAAAGCCGUUGUCAAAAAGGCCAUUGAAGAAACUGCAGCAUCAGUGGAAUCAGUGGAUAAGUCUUUGGAAAAUGCUUUGCCAUACCAGUGGAAAGCCACAGGGGGUGAGGGUGAAAAUGCCUCUGGAAACUGGAACGAGUUUACAACAGAGGAGAGUAGAAUCAUUCAUUUAAAGUUGAUGAAGUAUAAGAAAGCCUAUGAGAGAUAUUUGAAAUUCAAAAACUAUUCCACCACUUUUGGAGAGAAAAAGUUGUCGAUAGAUUUCUCAAAGAUGGAAGGUGUUCUAGAGAGUGGUACCACUAGCCAGACUGUUAUGCUGAAAAAGAUGUCUAAAGAAGAGAAGGAACUAAACACUCAGAGUUGUAGCACUUGACAAAUGAUCUCAGAUUUUUUUUUCAGAUUUUAAUUUCAAUAUAUGUAUUUUAUGUAGUGCUCAUGCAGAGAUGAGAAAAUAAAGAAAUUAUUGAAUAAUAAUAAAACAAGAAACAUAUACUGUGUCUUGAUAGAUUAACCUACAUUUUUAAGUUCAUAAACAAUUAAUAUUUUUAUUACA
Saccostrea cuccullata (small rock oyster) is the source of this 1818-nucleotide messenger RNA. RefSeq lists its product as uncharacterized. Gene Ontology annotation, cellular component: nucleus. NCBI's taxonomy places the organism in Eukaryota, Metazoa, Mollusca, Bivalvia, Ostreida, Ostreidae. Bases 52 to 1638 code for a protein of 528 amino acids. Gene Ontology annotation, molecular function: NAD+ poly-ADP-ribosyltransferase activity; metal ion binding; NAD+-protein mono-ADP-ribosyltransferase activity. The transcript has 3 exons. The record is from RefSeq and is a predicted model, not a curated record.